UGCCACAAAGUUUUCGCAUCUAUUCCCUAAAAAUGGCUUCUAAAAGCAAAGUUAUCAUUAAAAUUGAAGAAGACAUUCGAAUAUUCAUACAUCGACAGAUUGAUCUGUUCCUUCAAGAUGAGCAUCAAACGGAGUUAGACUUUCCUGCAACUCUUACAAACCUUCAUCGCGCCUAUAUCCAUGAAUAUGUUAAAAACAAACGCUUGAAGUCCAAAUCCCACGGAAAAGGUGAUGGACGAUAUCUGUCCAUCUACAAAAUGAGCAUAGCAGCUGUCACCCAUGAGGACACCAUCCUGAAAUUGGCACCGGAAACAACCGAUAUUUUAUUUGAGCUUCAAAAGGGAUACAAGACCGCCGGAACGCUUGAGUCGAGUUCGAGAAAACAGAACACAACGCGGACGAAUUCUAUAUUUUUGACAUCGGUUCCCCCGACUGUUCCUCCGUCGUUAAAGGCGCUGUCUGACGUGCUGGACGAUCGUAAAAGAUUACCGAUAUCUCAGUUUCAUGAUAUCAUUUUAAAGUGCGGCCUGCAAAAUCAAGUGUUGAUCAUAUCCGGUAACACUGGGUCAGGAAAAACCACACAAGUGCCCCAGUUUAUCAUGGAAGACGCGGCCCGAAAACAUGCCCCCUGCCGGAUUAUUUGUACCCAACCGAGACGGAUCAGUGCAGUAACCGUCGCCGAACGAGUUUGCGUCGAAAGAAACGAGAAACUGGGCGAUACGGUUGGAUAUCAGAUAAGGUUGGAAAGCCGAUUGAAACGCACGACCAAUUUGGUGUUUUGCACCAAUGGUAUUUUGCUGCGUUGUCUUAUGGGCAAAAUCGCAUCCAAAUUUUUGAAAAACAUUACACACAUAAUUAUUGACGAAGUCCAUGAACGGGAUCAAUAUUCAGACUUUCUGCUGAUUGCAUUGAAAGAUAAUCUAUCCUGCCAUCCCCAUGUGAAGGUCAUUUUAAUGUCUGCCACCAUAGAGUCCAACACAUUUUCCAAUUAUUUCAACAACUGCCCAGUGAUUGAAAUACCGGGAAGACUUUUCCCGAUACAGAGCUUCCAUCUGGAAGAUAUUUUGUUCAAUAUUGACAUUUACAAUAACACCGUUAAGGAUGUGAAGAGGAAAUUGGUGGCAAAUUUAGAGCAGCAGCACAGUAGGACGCAAAUGCCAGCCAUCGCAAACAUGGACGAUGAAACCAUACUGCUAAUGAAUGACAUACUGGAAGUUUGCUGGAUCGAAAAUAGCCCGGAGGGUUUCCAUAGCUUUUUCGCGCUAAUUGACGAGGAAAUCGGCCCGAUCGAUUUUCAGCACACGGAAACAAAAAUGACUGCCCUCAUGAUAGCUGCGGCCAAAGGUCAUACGGAAAUAGUGAAGAAAUUGUUGAAUAUGGGCGCCAAUGCUUUUAUGAAAGAGAAGCAUAACUACACGGCCUACGACUGGGCUUGCUUUGUGCACGGAAACAGCUCAUGUUCGGAAUUGCUAAAAAGUGCUCUACAUCAAUCGGAACCCCCAUUCUCGCGUUCAUUGACAGCGAACAGCACGAAGGUACUGUUGGAUGCGUACCACACAUCGGUCGGUGAUGAAAAGAUCGACCACAAUUUGAUAGUCGAUGUUAUUUUGUAUAUCUGCCGCAACCAACCGGAAGGUGGCAUACUGGUAUUUCUGCCCGGAUAUGAAGAUAUUCAAGAACAGUUCGACUUGCUGAUGAGCCGAGUAUCGAGCUUGUUCCAUUUGAAAGUGUUCAUGCUGCACAGUAAAAUGCAAACCAGCGAUCAACAUUCCGUGUUCAAACCCGUCCCGCAAGGUGUGCGAAAAAUAAUUCUCGCUACCAAUAUUGCCGAAACGUCCAUCACGAUGGACGAUGUUGUGUAUGUGGUGGACAGUGGCAAGGUGAAGCAAAAAUACUACGAUUCGCUAACAUCCACCACAUCGCUAGCGGCCACGUGGAUAUCACAAGCGUGCGCCACGCAAAGGGCAGGCCGUGCCGGACGUACGAAACCGGGCAAAUGUUUCCGGCUGUAUAGCCGCACGCGGCUAGGAGCGUUCGAUCAGUUCACGCUGCCGGAAAUUAUGCGCGUGCCGCUGAACGAAAUAUGUUUGCAGGCAGCGCUCAUAACGAAGGAUGUAUCGAUACACGAGUUUCUCAAUAAGGCUAUUCAGGCACCGUCCGCCACAAGCAUUAAGCAGAGCAUACGAUACCUGCAAAAGGUUGGUGCACUGGACGACGAAGAAAGCGUCACCGAUCUCGGCUACAUCCUGGCCGAGCUGCCGGUCGAUGCGAGGCUAGGGAAAAUGCUUCUUUACGGCAUACUUCUCAAGUGUUACGAUCCGGUACUGCUCAUAGUGAGCAUAUUAAGUAUUAACGACAUUUUCGUGAUUCCAUCGUUCGCUGGAGACAAGGAAAAGGCGAAGAAAGUACGACGCGAGCUGGCAGAGGAAUCGUUCAGUGAUUGCUUCUGCUUCCUUCGAGCGUACCAACGUUGGAAGGAUUUGCGAUCUCCGGGAAGCCAGCGGGACUUGUGUAAUCGACUCUUUCUGAGCCACAGCAAGCUUACUAUGGUGGAUGAUCUGCGUAAUAAGCUUCACGCACAUUUGUGCUCCGUUGGCAUUGUGAAACGGUAUGGCCCAGGAGGCAUGGAGGAUAUCAACGAGUUCUCCAACAACUGGAGUUUAGUGAAGGGAUGCCUGUUGGUGGGCCUGUACCCAAAUGUUUGUUAUUUGGAAAAAUAUUCCAAAACCAUGAAGACACGGUUUGAGAAGAAAAUUUUCAUUCAUCCAUCGUCGGUGCUCGGCGAAAAGACAAUGAAGCGGGCGAAGGACAAGAAGGACAGCUCCAUUUGGUUGCCGAGUGAAUGGAUUACGUUCGAGGAAAAAUACAAAUCUGGCCGAGGUUCCAUGAUUCGCUGCAACACGGUCGUGUCGUCGCUAUUGAUAGCCAUUUUCGCCGGUCCAUUGCAUUUGGAUGAGUCCGAAUGUUUGAUAGAGUGUGAGAACACGGACUCGAUGAAAUGUAAGAUUGCCAUCGACGAUUGGAUUAAUUUAACGGUGGAGGCCAAGUAUGCCAAGGCAGUGCUACAUACAAGGCGGUUGGUGCAUGAAUUAUUUCUUAAAUUUAUAGAAAACCCUCGUACACAUCAACUGUCUGCGCGUGAUCAUGCCAUCAUCAAAUGCUUGGGGCAGAUACUUCUGCAUGAAGACCGUGCAUUAGAGCUGACAAACAGUUUGGAAACGAUCGUGGGCGCGAAUCGCAGGGGUGGAUCCAAAAUGCAAGACGUACAUUGGAAAGCGGAAGGUUUUAGAAACAAUGUUCAUUCAUAUGUUACACGAAAAUAAUUAUCAAAUCAUAUGAUACUAGUCCAUGCUACUGAUACAUGGUAUUGAUAAUGAAUUGCAUUACAUUUAAAAUCUGUGAAGUAUUCUUAAUUGGCAAUUACAUUAUGUAAAUAAAAUCAGUAACAAGCACAAAAGAUAAAGUCCAAUAACUGUAGAUAAAACCUUAAAUUGUUUCAUAUUGCAGCUCACAAUGGAUCCGAAAAUUGGACAGCGUGAAUAUGUUUGAACAAUACUAUGAAUAAAAUUGCAAA
Molecule: messenger RNA, 3574 nt
Organism: Anopheles coustani
Lineage: Eukaryota; Metazoa; Arthropoda; Insecta; Diptera; Culicidae
Product: 3'-5' RNA helicase YTHDC2-like
Exons: 3
Coding region: 33-3323 (1096 amino acids)
Cellular component (GO): intracellular anatomical structure
Molecular function (GO): ATP binding; RNA binding; protein binding
Source: RefSeq, a predicted model, not a curated record